Messenger RNA from Aureobasidium subglaciale EXF-2481, 1179 nucleotides. RefSeq lists its product as uncharacterized. Gene Ontology annotation, molecular function: molybdate ion transmembrane transporter activity. Lineage: Eukaryota; Fungi; Ascomycota; Dothideomycetes; Dothideales; Saccotheciaceae. Gene Ontology annotation, cellular component: membrane. Gene Ontology annotation, biological process: molybdate ion transport. Bases 1 to 1179 code for a protein of 392 amino acids. The record is from RefSeq and is a predicted model, not a curated record. The transcript has 4 exons.
AUGAAAAGUGCACUUGGUCGCGAUGCCAUUCAAAGAUUCAAGCGAGCUUUCUUCCCAGCAUACGCUCUCGUUUGUGCAGCCGACUGGCUUCAGGGACCCCACAUCUAUGCACUCUAUAAAUACCACAAACACCUCCCAGAGACGACAGUGGCUGCUUUGUAUGGCAGUGGGUUUGUCGCUGGUGCUCUCAGUGCCUCGUUCGUCGGGCAAUUGGCCGAUAAGUAUGGUCGUCGAAGUGCUUGCCUGCUCUACUGUAUCAUCUACUCGAUAGCAUGCUUGUCCAUGCUCUCUGAUGACUUGCUCAUCUUGUUUGCAGGUAGAGCUUGUGGCGGUGUUAGCACGACUUUGCUGUACAGCGUCUUUGAAACAUGGAUGAUCGCUGAGUAUCAUGAUCAAGCAUUAGAUGCUUAUGGCUUGAGCUUGGGAAGCAUGUUUGGUAAGAUGACAACACUUAGCGGAGUUGUCGCUAUCAUCUCAGGUGUCACUGGCGAUCUUUUGGUCAGGUCGCUAGACUCGAAGACAAGCCCUUUCAUGGCUAGCAUUGUUUGCUUGAUGCUGGCUCUUGCAUAUAUAUCAAAGCAUUGGAACGAGAACUAUGGAGACAGUGCUAGCAGCAAAGACAAGGAAGGCGAGCCUAUUGGUCUGGGUCAGGUCGUCUUCGAUCCAAAGAUCAUCUCCAUCGGCCUUGCAUCCUGCAUCUUCGAGGGUAGCAUGUACAUGUUCGUCUUCUUCUGGUCUGCGGCUCUCUCUACCGUACAUGCUAGUAUCGACCUCAUCAGUCCUCUUCCGUUUGGAGUAGUCUUUAGUUCCUACAUGUGUGCUAUGAUGAUAGGCUCGAUCAUCUUUACUCUCAUACCGCCAUCAUCGGACAAAGCACAUUACAUCCUCAAGAUGGUGUUGACAAGCGCGAGUAUUUGCUUCCUAUCCAGUGUCUUAAUCAAGAGCGAGGUAUUGGUCUUCUGGGCGUUUUGUUUGUUCGAGGUUUGUGUGGGUGCAUACUUCCCCAGUAUGGCUUCUCUGAAGGGCAAAUUGAUCCAAGAUGGUAGUCGUGGGAGGAUAUAUGGCAUUCUUAGACUGCCUCUGAACCUCUUUGUCAUAAUAGCGCACAGUCUUGCAGAAGAAGGUAUGUCCGAAGUACUUCUGUUCGAUCGAGAUACUGGACUUGCACGGUACAGGUGA